AUGACUGUUGGAAACUACGUUGAUCCACAAUAUCCUUUUGAAAGCUACAUGAUGAACGAGAUAUAUAUCGAAUUGGAGAAUCAGAGAGUUUGGGAUGCUACAUGGCAGGUAUUAUCAGAUGACAUCAUAUAUAAUUACAGAAAAGCUGCCAGGGAUCAAACUGUUAGUCUAUCUCAGGAGCAAGUUAAAGACUUUACUCUGGUCGAAAUAGAACUUCUUUUACGUGAUGAGAGGAAUUACAAUCGUGAAACUCUUAGAGUAAGAAACGAGCAGAUGUUAGCCACUGUAACCGGUGAACAGAGAAGUGUUUAUGAUGAGAUACUAGAAGCAGUAAAUAAGAACAAAGGAGGAUCUGCUCUACGUUCCCAAGGUGAUGUUGUUCUCAAGGUUGCAUCGAGCGGGAUUGCUGCGUUGUUAUUAGAAGGAGGCCGAACUGCGCAUUCAAGAUUUGCAAUCCCUAUUGUGGUUAAUAAGUUUACCUUCUGUUCAAUCAAGAAGGAGUCGAAUCUUGCCGACCUGAUAAGGAUUGCUAAACUCAUUAUAUGGGACGAGGCGUUGAUGAUGAGUAAAGAUUGUUUCGAGACUCUAGAUAGAACGAUGCGUGAUAUAUUAGAAGUUGAUAAGCCCUUUGGUGAUAAGGUCAUUGUUUUAGGAGGGGAUUUUAGGCAAAUAUUGCCAGUGAUUCCAAAUGCCGGGAAGACAGAGAUACUUAUGGCCACUUUGAAUUCGUCACCUCUGUGGCACAAAUGUAGAGUGUUGAGACUUACACAGAACAUGCGACUUAUAGCUGGAGAUAAUAGCCGUGCGAUGCUUGAACGAGCUGCCUUUACAAAGUGGAUCUUAGACAUUGGUGAUGGUACGAUAAAUGACGAUGGUAGUGGUGAAGCCGUGAUUGAUAUUCCUGAUGAUCUGUUGAUUAAAGACUGUAAAGAUCCUAUAAAAACGAUCGUCAAAGAAAUUUAUGGGAGUUCGUUUUCGAAAGAGACUGAUCCUAAAUUUUUCCAAGACUGUGCCAUACUGAGUCUAAGAAACGAUGAUGUAGAUACGAUAAAUGAUUAUAUGCUUUCAAAGUUAUCGGGUGUUGAAAGGACAUAUCUUAGCUGUGAUAGCAUUGAUACGACUGAAGAAGUUGUCAAUUACAAUGAUGCAUCUGAAGUACCCUCAGAGAGUGUAGCCAGUAAGAAUAAAGGUGAUUCCAACAAUAUGAUUUAUACCGAGGAGUUUUUAAAUAGUAUCAAGAUGUCUGGUUUCCCUAAUCAUGUCCUGAAGUUGAGAGAGGAUACUCCUGUAAUGCUUCUAAGAAAUAUCGACCCUAAGAAUGGGUUGUGUAAUGGCACAAGACUCAUCAUUAUUAAGAUGGCUAAUUAUGUUCUCCAGGCUCAGAUAAUAACAGGUAGCAAGGUUGGUGAAAAGGUACUGAUUCCUAGGAUAUUCCUCUCUCCUUCGGAGAUGAAACUUCCUUUCAGGAUGAGACGCAAGCAGUUUCCUAUCACAUUAGCUUUUGCAAUGACUAUAAACAAAAGCCAAGGACAGACACUCGAAAAGGUUAGUUUGUAUCUUCCAAGACCGAUUUUUACUCAUGGGGAGUACAUGCUAGAAUGUGUUGCACAUGGUGAGUUGGCAACUGAAAUAAGAGAUAAGUGUAGAGAAUACGAAGGUCCCUUUGCUAUAUGUGUGUUAACCGAUUGGUGUGUAGCAAUUGACGGGGAGAAUGUGUAUAUCAAAUAUCAUGAUGAUGAUGGUGUGUCCCGUUUUAUCACUGAUUCACCUAUUGAUGAAGUUUUGACCUUGCGCAAGAGGAUUAGAGAUAGAUUAUAUGGGCUGGAUACAGAUGAUGUCUAA
Eutrema salsugineum is the source of this 1842-nucleotide messenger RNA. Its product is annotated as ATP-dependent DNA helicase PIF1-like. Lineage: Eukaryota; Viridiplantae; Streptophyta; Magnoliopsida; Brassicales; Brassicaceae. Gene Ontology annotation, molecular function: DNA helicase activity. The record is from RefSeq and is a predicted model, not a curated record. The transcript is spliced from 9 exons. Gene Ontology annotation, biological process: DNA repair; telomere maintenance. The coding region runs from base 1 to 1842 and encodes 613 amino acids.